This is a messenger RNA of Pelecanus crispus (Dalmatian pelican), 1473 nucleotides long. The record is from RefSeq and is a predicted model, not a curated record. Lineage: Eukaryota; Metazoa; Chordata; Aves; Pelecaniformes; Pelecanidae.
GGUGAAAGGAUCACGUUGAUUCGACGAGUGGAUGAGAAUUGGUAUGAAGGAAAGAUCUCUGGCACCAAUCGCCAAGGCAUCUUCCCGGUCACUUAUGUGGAGGUGCUCAAACGGCCAGUGGUCAAGAAUGCCAUCGACUAUCCUGACCCACCAAUGUCCCUCUCCCCUAACCGCAGCAUGACAGCUUCACCACAGUCUCCCAGCUCUGAGCUGCUCCAUACACCAACUCCUCCGCCUUUGCCUUUCGUGCGCCGCGCCUUAUCUCCAGAGGUGCAGGCGGUCACAUCUGAGUGGAUUGCUCUGACCGUGGGAGUGUCUCCUAGCACCACUCCUGCCAUAACUCCUCCAUUGCCUCCUCCGCCUGAAGCCUCCCUCUCUCACACUGACUAUCUCUCGCCUUCUGCUGCAGCCAGCCCUUCCCCCACGGUCAGCCUCCACCAUUCUCAUCUCUCUGGCUCCUCGACUCCCAGGUCCAUUAAAUCCCCAUUGCCCUCUUACUCAUCCAGACCUCAGUCCUCUGCUCACAGUUUCUAUCAGGCCACUCCGCAAAGUGAAGAAAAGUUUGUUGGCUCCCCUUCUCCCAGCGUGAGCUACUCUAACUCCCCUCGCUGGGCAGUGGAGAGCCCCGAAAGCGUCCUCACAGAGCAGCGUGACACCACUGGCAGCCGAGCCUGGCUCCAAAAGACUAGAGAGGGCAGCAGCAACCCCGAGCAGGGUGCUCAUGCUGCUCCCAAGGUCUCUGUCGAGCGCUGCCUGAAACCAUCCCAACUAGACAUGCGUGUGAGCCCAGAAAAGAGACCUGUGGGUUCCUCUGAGGACAACCAGUUGUGUCAGGAGCUAAUGGCUAUUGUGCAGGGAGGUAAAACAGAGAAAAGAGGCGUGAGGAAAGGUGAUCUGGGAAAGUUUCAAAGCGGGGAAAAGAAGACUGGAGACUCAAAAGCAUUCUCUUCAUCUGCUCCUUUCUCUUCCUCUGCCCUCUCUUCCUCUACUGUCACAACACAGCCACCUCCCAGACUUACACGCAGAGUCAAUAAGCCACAGCCUUCCCACCAUUCAUUGAGAGCUGGACCAGAUCUCACAGAGUCUGAAAAGAGCUAUGUGGAAGCUGUUUGCAAUGAGAUCAUAAACAUUGCAGAAAAGUCUGUUCAUUACUGCAGUACUAUUUCUCAGCCUCUUGACUCUCGCCACAAGGUGACCUCUAAUGACCAUAAACCAUCUCUCAUCAUUUCUCAGCAACCUCAAGCACAGCAGCAAGGACCCAGCCCUGACAGAAGUCAAACACCACGAGACAUAGUUAGCUACCAAGCCCUCUACAGCUACACUCCUCAGAACGAUGAUGAGCUGGAACUGAGGGAUGGUGACAUUGUCGAUGUCAUGGAGAAAUGUGACGAUGGCUGGUUUGUGGGUACAUCCAGGAGAACGAGGCAAUUUGGCACCUUCCCAGGCAACUACGUGAAGCUUCUGUACCUGUAA